Molecule: messenger RNA, 1345 nt
Organism: Alnus glutinosa
Lineage: Eukaryota; Viridiplantae; Streptophyta; Magnoliopsida; Fagales; Betulaceae
Exons: 8
Coding region: 143-1237 (364 amino acids)
Biological process (GO): DNA damage response
Molecular function (GO): single-stranded DNA binding
Source: RefSeq, a predicted model, not a curated record
CCGAAUCUCAAGACAGUUGCAAUCCAACGGUCUAGAAGUGUUUCUCUACAGCAUUCGGCAAUCAGCCCAAAGUACGACACUCAUUUCCCGCUCUUACUCAGGUGGCGAAAACAGAGCACAGAAUCGAAGCGAAGCGAAAGAGAUGUGUGGGAGGGCUCGUUGCACGCUCAGAGCAGAGGACAUUCCUAGGGCUUGCCACCGUAACGAUGGCCCCGUCCGUAUUGUUCACACGGACCGGUACCGUCCAUCCCACAAUGUUUCACCGGGACAUAAUCUGCCGGUUGUUUGUAGAGAAGACGGAUCUGAUGGUAAUGGUGUUGUUCUUCAUUGCAUGACAUGGGGACUGAUUCCCAGUUUCACGAAGAAAACUGAGAAGCCGGAUCACUACAAGAUGUUUAAUGCCCGAUCUGAGUCCAUACGUGAAAAGGCUUCUUUCCGUCGUUUAGUCCCUAAAAGUCGGUGCCUUGUGGCAGUAGAAGGAUUCUAUGAGUGGAAAAAAGAUGGGCCAAGAAAGCAGCCGUACUACAUCCAUUUUGAGGAUGGUCGGCCUCUUGUGUUUGCUGCUCUUUAUGAUUCAUGGAAAAAUUCAGAAGGCGAGAUAAUCUACUCCUUUACUAUUCUUACUACUUCUUCGUCUUCAGCUUUACAAUGGCUGCAUGACAGGAUGCCUGUUAUUUUGGGUGAUAAGGAAUCAACCGAUACAUGGCUAAAUGGUUCUUCAUCUUCCAAGUUUGAUAAUGUGCUUAAGCCAUAUGAAGAUCCAGAUUUAGUUUGGUACCCUGUAACUCCUGCAAUGGGUAAGACAUCUUUUGAUGGACCACAGUGCAUUAAAGAGAUACAACUGAAGGCUGAGGGAAACACUCCAAUCUCUAAGUUUUUCUCAACAAAGAGAACUAGAAGAGAACAAGAAUCAGACUUAGAGGCGAAAAACUCUUAUGCUGAAUCUUUGAAGACCGAUUUAUCAAAAAGCUUGAAAAAAGAGCCUAGUACUGAGGACAACACGCCAAUGUUAUCCUUUACUGAAGGAGGCCAAGACUCAAAAUCUACUAUUACACAAUCUCAAGACAGUACAGCUAAGUGCCAAAUGAAGUGUGACUAUGGGGAGUUUCAAGCUGAUUCAGAGCCAGUAACUGAUGAAACUAUCAAGCUGUGCUCAACUCCAGCAAGGAAGAAGAGGAACCUGAAGAGUGCUAGCGAUAAACAACCCACCCUGUUCUCCUACUUUGGGAAAAGCUAGUGGUUUUGUGCCUCUAGGUUCCCUGUGCAUAUGCUGGAACAUGUACAUGAGUGUUAUGGAUUUUGUUCUACUUUUGGAAGAUAGAGAUGGCAAUUUUCUUAAAAGCUA